AUGGCUUCUACCACCACGGCCAUUGUGCCCCCUAAGCGGGCCAAUACCGAUUACCCGCUUAUCGACUCCGACCCGCAUCUGCGACGUGUUUUCGGAUAUGCCCGGCCCUCUGAUUAUGCCGUGGCCGGUGGAAUGGCCACAGUCUCUCCCAUUGCUUUCUGGGUUAUGGAACGAGUGAGCCCGUCGCAUGUGGGCCGUGGUGGCUUUGCCCCCGUCAUGCGCCUUGCAAGUGCCGUUGGCAUCCUCGGUGGUCUUCAUGUGCUCUACCAGAGAUCUUGCAAACGAUUCUAUGGUUUCACCGAGAACUCCCGGGAGGUGGAGAAGGACAUGCGCGAGAUGGUCGAUAAAGUGAAGAAGGGCGAGCCACUGUACGGUGUCUCGAAGGUGUCCGAUUACAUUCAGGGUGUUGCUGCCCGUAACUCGCGAUACUCCGAGCUCUUCAUCCAUGUCCUCCCUUGGAUCAACAUUGUCAACCACGAUCAGCACGGUGUUGACACUGCCAAGUACUACCAACAAGCGGAGCGGGAAUUGGAACUUGAGCGAACCGCCUAG
Messenger RNA from Penicillium verhagenii, 552 nucleotides. RefSeq names its product putative NADH-ubiquinone oxidoreductase 21 kDa subunit. The record is from RefSeq and is a predicted model, not a curated record. Lineage: Eukaryota; Fungi; Ascomycota; Eurotiomycetes; Eurotiales; Aspergillaceae. Bases 1 to 552 code for a protein of 183 amino acids. The transcript is spliced from 5 exons.